ACUCUCCUCUUCUUUUCUUCUCUCUUUUUUCUUCUGUUCUUCAUUUCAAGCCAUUAAUGCAAUCAUCUGCUUCUGCUAUCCCAUUGAUUGCAGAAGCUGAAAGCAUCAUUUUAUUUGUCCCAUUUCUUUCUUAACACUAAAAAAGUAAUAAAAAAGAAACAACUUGUCUCCUCAUUUUGAUUUAUUUUCAUUACAGUAAGUUCUAUUUUUUGUCUCUGACAUUCCACCAUUCUCUUGCUUGAGACAGAAGCAAAAAAUCUCAGAAAAAGAAAAUAUUCUUUCACUUUUCUGCUUUAGUUAAAAGAGCUUACUUUCUUAAAAGAAAUUCCAUUGUUUUACUGUGUUUUCCAAAAUGGAUCGUUUUUCAUCUACAACUUUGCUUCCUGAUGAUUUAACUGUACAACUAACGAUAAUUUGGGAACAGAUCAAAGCCCCAUUGAUUGUUCCUUUACUCAGAAUUGCAAUAUUUUUGUGCCUUUUAAUGUCAAUUAUGUUGUUUAUUGAGAGAGUAUAUAUGGGGAUUGUUAUUAUUCUUGUGAAGUUUUUUGGUAAAAAACCAGAAAAACGUUACAAAUGGGAAUCUUUAAAAGAUGAUGUUGAGCUUGGAAAUUCAUCUUAUCCUAUGGUUCUUGUUCAAAUCCCAAUGUAUAAUGAAAAAGAGGUUUAUCAGCUCUCAAUUGGAGCUGCAUGUGGCCUUUCAUGGCCUUCUGAUCGUAUUAUAGUCCAAGUUCUUGAUGAUUCAACUGAUCCCAUUAUCAGGAAUUUGGUGUCAAUGGAGUGCCAGAGAUGGGCAAGCAAAGGGAUAAAUAUAAAGUAUGAAAUUAGAGACAACAGAAAUGGUUACAAAGCAGGGGCUUUGAAGGAAGGAUUGAAACAUCAAUAUGUGAAGCAGUGUGAUUAUGUUGCUAUAUUUGAUGCUGAUUUUCAACCUGAGCCUGAUUUCCUUUGGCGUACCAUUCCAUUUCUAGUUCACAAUCCUGAACUUGGCCUUGUUCAAGCUCGUUGGAAAUAUGUGAAUGCUGAUGAAUGUUUGAUGACAAGAAUGCAAGAAAUGUCCCUGGAUUACCAUUUCGCAGUGGAGCAAGAAGUGGGUUCUUCCACCUAUGCUUUUUUCGGCUUUAAUGGGACAGCAGGUGUUUGGAGAAUUGCUGCAAUAGACGAGGCUGGAGGUUGGAAGGACAGGACAACAGUUGAGGAUAUGGAUCUGGCUGUCCGUGCUAGUCUCAAGGGCUGGAAAUUCUUGUACCUUUCUUCUCUCAAGGUGAAAAAUGAAUUACCAAGUACAUUCAAGGCCUAUCGCUAUCAACAACAUCGUUGGUCUUGUGGCCCUGCCAAUCUUUUCAGGAAGAUGUUUACGGAGAUCAUAAGAAAUAGGAAAGUGUCUUUAUGGAAGAAGAUCCAUGUGAUUUACAGCUUCUUCUUUGUAAGGAAGGUCGUUGCCCACAUUGUCACCUUUGUAUUCUACUGUAUUGUAUUGCCUGCCACUGUAUUAGUACCUGAAGUUGAGGUUCCGAAAUGGGGAGCUGUUUACAUUCCUUCAAUUAUUACACUACUCAAUGCUGUUGGAACUCCAAGGUCAUUCCAUCUGAUAAUAUUUUGGAUCCUUUUCGAGAAUGUCAUGUCAUUACAUCGGACUAAGGCUACGUUCGUUGGCUUGUUAGAGGCAGGACGAGUGAAUGAAUGGAUCGUCACGGAGAAACUAGGGGAUGCUUUCAAGAUUAAAUCAGCCAUCAAAGCGUUUAAGAAACCUCGAUUUAGGUUUGGUGACAGACUUCAUUUGUUAGAGCUUGCCACUGGCGCGUACCUCUUCUUUUGUGGAUGUUAUGACAUUGCCUUUGGGAAGAAUCACUAUUUCCUGUACCUCUUUAUUCAAGCAUUUGCCUUCUUCAUCAUGGGAUUUGGUCAUGUUGGUACUUUUGUUCCCAACUCUUAGCCACUGCUCGUUUACUGAUUAACGGUAUGAUUUACAUCUGGGAAGCAAGAUGGAGCAGCAUUUGAGCAUCCCUUUUUCAGUUUCUCCUCCAUUUUUUACUUUUUGGUGCUUUUUUCGCUCGUAAAAAAGAGAGUUUUGUUCAUUCUUUUUGGUUCAAGCAUAAAGUACUCGAGCUGAUAUAUGGCUCGAAUCUGUUUUGUUCUCUUUGUGUAUAGUCCAAAGUGUUGAGGGCUAUAUUACAAGAAAGAAAAUUUUAUUAUGAUAAUGUGUAUAGAGAAGACAGCCAAGAAAGAAAAAGGAUAAUGUCUUGUGCUACUAGGCCGUUGUAUUUGUUUUUUCCUUUUAUAUUCUCAGUUGUAUUUGGUCUCAAUAUAGAAUGAAGUUUCCACAGCCAUUUCUUUUUC
Messenger RNA from Nicotiana attenuata, 2337 nucleotides. RefSeq names its product glucomannan 4-beta-mannosyltransferase 9-like. Gene Ontology annotation, molecular function: mannan synthase activity. The record is from RefSeq and is a predicted model, not a curated record. The coding region runs from base 353 to 1933 and encodes 526 amino acids. The transcript has 9 exons. Gene Ontology annotation, cellular component: Golgi apparatus. Lineage: Eukaryota; Viridiplantae; Streptophyta; Magnoliopsida; Solanales; Solanaceae.